AUGUUCACGUCUGUGCACCCACUUUAUACUACGAAAGUCACAAGCUUUGAAUUUUCAUGGGUAUCAAAAAACGAUAUAAGUGGUAGUUGGAGUGAUAUUCCUCUUUGGAAGAAAUUAGCUGACGAGACAAACGCCAAAGUACCACACACCUUCGAAGUACACUCCUGUAAACGACCGACCAUUUGUCAGUACUGUAAAAUAUUAUUAAAAGGUUUACUUCCGCAAGAGAUGCAGUGUCGUGAUCGCAAGUAUAACUGUCAUGAAAAGUGUGCAAAAAUGGUAGAAAAAAAGUGUGGAGGCAAUUUUAACUUCAUGAGAAGUAUGCAACUUAAAUCGCUGUGGGAUGAAGAUAAUGAUCAUGUUGGAUGUAUUCAAGAUUUUAUUUAUACAACAGAAAAAUUAACAAAUUCUCACUAUAAAAAUGCUCUAACAAUGUCAAGUGCAUCCUCAGAAACGUUUAGUAAUGAAAAUGAUAAUCAAAAUAAUUCAAUCGAAUCUCAGAACAUCCCACUGAUGCGAGUUGUGAUGUCAAAACAGCAAAUGAAGCCUGAAAGUGUAAAGGUGCUAAAAGAAGGUUGGAUGAUACAUCAUACAAAUCGCAGAUGCUUGGUUAUCUUUGUUAAAUUCGUUUUAUAUACAAAUGUUACUUUGUGGGCAAAAUUUUUGGAAAAUUCAUGUGCUGAUCAAAAUAUUCAUAUUCCUGCUCAGUUUCAUGCAUUUUUUGAAAUUUUUCUAGCGCAAAAAACUCUUUUGGCGCUUGGAUAUGAAGGCAGUAACCGUUUACAGAGACGAGACACUGACAAAAAAUUAUAA
Thelazia callipaeda (thelaziosis nematode) is the source of this 813-nucleotide messenger RNA. The record is from the annotation of a GenBank genome assembly. NCBI's taxonomy places the organism in Eukaryota, Metazoa, Nematoda, Chromadorea, Rhabditida, Thelaziidae.